Messenger RNA from Amphibalanus amphitrite, 2320 nucleotides. RefSeq names its product S-adenosylmethionine sensor upstream of mTORC1-like (gene Samtor). Gene Ontology annotation, biological process: negative regulation of TORC1 signaling. Bases 340 to 1725 code for a protein of 461 amino acids. The record is from RefSeq and is a predicted model, not a curated record. NCBI's taxonomy places the organism in Eukaryota, Metazoa, Arthropoda, Thecostraca, Balanomorpha, Balanidae. The transcript has 4 exons.
AAGUAGAACAGAGCCAGUUACGUCGCAGCACCAUCGUUUUGUGUUAUUUUCAAGUGUUUCAAGAACUAAGGGAAAAUUCAUCUGACGCUUUUUUACCUCAUUCCAUUGUUUUUAUUAGUAAUAAAUAAUAUUCAACAGCAAUAAAAUUAAUUGCAAAUUACUAUGGCGAAUCAAAAGCUAAAACUACAAAAGUAAGAUGCAGUAAUGAAGUACUUGUUACUGCUCCAAAAGCGAGUGUACAAUGGCAAAACAUUUGUGCGUGUGAUAAUAAGUCCAUAAUAAGUCCGUAUAUAAUCUACAUUUCAAUUUAGUCAGAGCUGCAAGUUACUUUUAAGAUAAAUGAGCGACUCAAAUUCAUAUUCAAAAACUGAUUCAUGUCAAGCUGAAUGUGCUGGGGUUAUCAAAAGGGUGCAUGCAGAGCUCCGUGCGAAAUGCCAAGAUGGCAGCACCGCGGAGGAGGUGUGGCGUGCUCACGUAUCGCCCUCGAACGAUGCGGUCCUCUCCGAGUACGCGACGUCCAUGCACCGGCUGGCCAGAGACGUGUGGGACAGGCGGCACGGCGGCGCGCCGGAGCUCUCGCGCAUCUCGUGGCUGCACGAGGCGCUCCUCAGCUACCACUCGGAGACGGAGUUGGCGAGGGCGCGGGCCUACGACGACCGACUGGCCGCCCGGCACAGGCUGACGCCGCACCAGUGGCCCAGCGCCUCUGAGCUCACUUCAUCGGCCGCAUUCGACACGCUGGAUGUGGGCAGCUGUUACGGACCGUUCUGCGGCCUGCCACGACUCCGGGUGACCGCCCUCGACCUGUGUCCCGCGGCGCCGACCGUACUGCGCGGAGACCUGCUCUCUGUGCCACUCACCGACCGGACGGAGGUGGAUCGCGCCUCGGGCCGACUCCUCAGUCUGGCCACCGGCGCGUGGCACGCCGUCAUCUUCUGUCUGCUGCUCGAGUACCUGCCGACACCUCGGCUGCGCUACGAGUGCUGUCGGCGCGCGGCACAGCUGCUCCGUACCGAGGGGGCGCUGCUGGUGGCCAGUCCGGACUCUGCUCACCGCACCGCCAACGGGCCCCUCUACCGAGCGUGGAGACUGGCACUGGCCACUCUGGGCCUCGUCAGGGUCAGGUACGAGAAGACUGAACACCUACACUGCAUGGUGUUCCGUAAAUCGGCGCACCCAGAGCAGGUGGUGCAGGAGGCGCGCGCUCAGAUCGCGCAGGACGCAGCUCGGGGACGGCUGGUGUGGAGCCGGCACAGGUCAGCCAAACGACGCGACUCUGCGCCGGGGGGAGACGAGGGUGCCGAUGCCGGCGGUGCUGCCUGUGUGGAGGACGAGGGGAGGACGGGAGACUCCUGUGUAGAAGCGAAGCCCCGGGGUUGUAUAGAUAUUGAUUUAGACCGGUCCCAGCGAUCAGACCGGGACUCCGCGGACCAUUACUGUGAAACAACGGGGCUGGGUGUUGCUGGAAGUGAGGCGUCCCAUGAGGUACCUGAGAGCCUAAGAGAAGUCCCUGAGUGCCCCAGUGAGGUCCCCGAGAGCCCCAGUGAGGUCCCUGAGGGCCCCAGCGCGUCCCAUGAAGCGGCACCCGACUGUCCAGAGCCCUACCAGCUGAUGGUCAUCCAUCAGGACCUGAAGCCGACUGUGCUGAAGACGGAGCCGGAGAGGACGGUGACCAGUGAUGUGACGGGCGUAGUGGAAGCGCUGAGCGAACUCCCGCUGUUGUGAGAAUUGAUUUUUAGGACGUUUGUACGUCGGUCCAAAGUUGCUCAAUGGUGAAGUGGUGCAGAGCUGUUUGUGGGGUUUCCUUGAUUCGACCACUAUUUUGUGGCCUUUGCCAUGGCAUGAGAAUGGAAAUUUUAUUAUUCAAGACAUAAAACUUAGGCUGCUUUUUCAGCAAAGAUGCGUCGUCGCUUAUGUAGUCACCGAAGUCCCAGGUUCAGGUAGCUGACAGGUGCUGCCAUCUGUGGCGCUUUUCACGGAUGGUCUGCCUUCACUACCUGUGGACUGUGUGAUGUGAAGUACACAAUUCAUUCCCAGUGUUGCCUGAUGAAAGCUGUAGUCCUUCGACGCAGUGAUUUUAAGUGAUAUAUAACCAUAAACAUUUGAAUUUGAAGUUUGAUUAGCCCACCAAAUAAGCGUGUGUUUGAAAGUAAUUAAUGAUGCAUCGAAAGGCUGUAGAUUGGCUGCAUGUCUUCAGAGCCUCGUCUUUUCAUUUCCUCGGUAGGCGACAUCACUGCUAUUUACCGACCAAUCGUCCACAAAACCGCUUGCUUACAACAUUGCUUGAAAUGCUCAAAUAUAUUUUGUAACUGUAUUAUCA